Messenger RNA from Paralichthys olivaceus (Japanese flounder), 3483 nucleotides. NCBI's taxonomy places the organism in Eukaryota, Metazoa, Chordata, Actinopteri, Pleuronectiformes, Paralichthyidae. The record is from RefSeq and is a predicted model, not a curated record.
GUUAGAGAGGAAAAGAGAAGGGUAGAGGAGCAAGAACAGAAAACAGGAGAUAUUUUGAUCAAUCACACAUUUAUCUUAUAUUCUAUCUUUUCGUUGACAGCAGCAAAAGGACGUGGUGGAGAGCUCCGGCCACAUUCCAUGUUCAUCCCGGGACAGUACUCCACUUUGGGCCGAGUUCGGAGCGUCAACUCAACGCUCUCACGCUCAGUCACCAGAGACUCAAGCUGCCAAACAGAAGAAAUCAAGAUCGUACCCCCGUCCAUGAGAAGAAUUCGGGCUCAGAGAGGACAGGGAAUUGCUGCUCAGAUGGCCGGAAUUUCAACUUCCUCCUCGACAGGAAGUAUAUCCAUCUCCAGCAGUGACAGCUCCGGGAUGUUGAUGCUGCCACAUCAGUUUAACGGAGACCUUUCCCGUUUCCACAGUCUGCCAAGACCGGGCGCCAGGGUGUCCCUCAGUGCUGAUCCCAUCUACAGCAGCACCCCCAUCAAGUCAGAGGAGCAAACACCUCAGAGGCAGAUUGGAAAGCUUCAGGUUGAUGAUACAGUGGUGCACAUGAGAAACGCCCCAAGGACAGGAACUCUACCAAGGCCCAAGUCUCAGGAAGUGAGGCGGACACAGUCCAGUGAGUGGGGUGGGGGUCCGGCGUGUGUGGUUUCCCCACAUGCCGCCUAUUCCACCUCAGUUAUCCCCAAUGCCACCCUGUCAAGCUCCACUGAGGUCAUCACGCUCAACACCUCUGGUCUACUCCCCCACUCCCCAGCCUCAGUUUAUUCCACAAACCGACCGCUCAGUCUGGCUUCCCUCUCUAACACUGACCCUCUGACCUCAAGUCCGACAGCUUUCACCCACAGCUCCACCUGUCCAGCACUGGCCACGUCCACCCCCACUCAUGCACCACAGGGUGGUUGUCCAGUUGUUGCUGCACCCGCUAGCGAGUCAGGACACUCAGACAGCAGCAUACACAGCCAUAGCACCUUGGCUCCCACGCCUCCAUCCUGUCUGCCGGAGGAGCAGUGGAUAUACGACACACCAGAAAACGUGGUGGUCCCUCACCGCACUCUCACCUCCAGCUGCUCCACCCCCAUCAACCAGCUGUACAACAGCCUGGAACACUCCUCCAGGACCACUACUGAUUCCAGCUCUCUCUAUUCCCAGGACAACGAUGGAUACUUCACUUCUAUGCACAUGGACUCUGGCCUUCGCUCUCGCAGCCAUGGCAGUGGGCAUGGCGCAGCAGCUGGCCGGGCCACCAGACACAGCAUGUACGAGUGCCGUGAGAUGGCCAAUCAGGAGGACUCUGGAAGCUUGUACAGUGAUCGCUCUCUGUCCCGCAGCAUCUCCCUUCGCAAGGCCAAGAAGCCGCCCUUGCCCCCAGCCCGCACAGACUCUCUGAGACGCAAGCCUGGUGCGAAAAAGCCCCUUGGAGGCGUUAGUGCCAUAAGUGGUGCUAACGAAGCAAAUAGCGCCAUGCUUAAUGAGACUCUAAUUGCCAGUUUGCAGCAGAGCCUACAGAUGGGGCUCAGGGGAGGGAAAGGAAAGGGCGCUUCACCAUCUUCACCCUCUCACAGUCCCAGCAGUGACUACGAUGACCCCUGGGUGAUACGGCCACGCAGUCAGAGCAGCGUCAGCGCAGGAAGCUCUGCAGCAUCACUUGUAGCUAAUGCAAACUGCGGAGGUGUGUCUAACGUGUACUCACUAUGCCACGUGACGCCUGCUCACAGUGACACCAGCAGCUUACGUUCCGACUACGCCGAUUCCUGGGGUUACUACAUGGACUACCCUCGUAACCAUGGAGACCAGAGGGCACAGACCCCUCCAGCCACAGAUACCAUGACAGCUGGCACUCACAUGGGCGAACUACAAAACGGAGGUGAGAUUCACAGAAACAGCCAGGCGCCAGGAGCUCCAGGGCAGGAGGGAGGGGUAGCAGUGAAGCCCAAAACGUCGACUUCCUCUCCGGACAGGGUGCACAGACUGACCUCCCCAUCCAGCGGAUACUCCAGCCAGUCCAACACACCCACGGCUGGAACCCCGGUGCCGUCAUUCAUCAGGUCCAUGUCCCCCUCCAGCCGACCCAAACCCAAAGUGCCUGAGAGGAAAUCCUCACUGCUCUCCUCUGUGUCCAUGUCCUCCUCUUCUACCUCCCUCUCAUCCAACACCUCAGACUCGCUGAAGAGCUGGGGUCCUCCAGCACCACCUCCACCGCUCCCUCUCUCCUCUUCAGCUCCCAACACCCCUCUCAGCCCACCUCCACCUUUCCCAGCCCCUCUCCCGCCAAGUUCAAGUGCAUGUUCCACCACUCCUCCACCAGCUCCCCCCUUGCCAACCACUCCACAGGGAAUUUCUGUGACCCCACAUCCAGCUUGCUCCACCUCCCCAGAAUUCCCUCCUCCCCCAUCCCCUGAAACACUAAUUCACCCGAGUUUGUCCUUCAAUGGAAGCUUCAGUCCCCCCCCACCUCCUCCUCCUAUGCCCUCCUGCGGACCCCCUCCACCUCCUCCACUACCUACUUUUUCUCCACCUUCCCCCUCCCUAUCUCUUGUGAAGGCAGUGAAGGAUGCUCCCAAACCAGCUAUUUCCAGCAGCCCCACAAAGACCGCUAAGCCCCUGAUUACCCCGUUUGCACUACAGAGCGUUCAGCUACGCUCAAUCAAGCGGCAAGGGAAGGAAAUUAAUGGCAAAUCAGACCACACCACAGCUCAGGAAACUGGGGUGGACCUCCCUCGUAGUCCACAGACCCUGGAGAAAUCUCACUCCCAGGUGUAUCCCACUGUGAUACCUGUGUUUAACAGCUCUCCAGAGGAUGAUUCCCGUAAUUCCUCACCAUCACCUGUGUCAAAGCUUUUAGAAGAGUUAACAUUAAACUGCAAUAUCACUGAGGAGACACCUGACAGUGCUGUCUUAAAUGGAAAAGCUGAGGAUCAGAGUCACUUUCUCUCAAACGGAAGAGAAACAGAUGAAGUGCAGAACUCAUUGCCAAGCCCCCCAGAGAGCUCCCAAAGCUCACCUGUCAAACAGAAGCCCCCAGCCAUCUCCAAGAAACCCAAACUCUCUUUUGUCCCACAGUUUAGCUCCCAGCUAAUCAAUGAACAGGCUCCAGCUCAGUGUGAGGAUACUAUCAGCCUGUCCCAAACAGAGGACCAAGUAGAUGCUCUGCAAAGACAGACAAAGAAGGAAGAGGAAGAGAGGGAGCAACAGGAGGAGGGGGAGAUUUCAGAAAUCUCUGAAUCAUUAGCAGAGAGCAGUGAAGCAUCCACAGAAAUCCAGGACGAGUACCACGUCUCUCUUCCUGCAAGCCAGGAGACGAGUCUCGACUAUGGGCCGUGCACCAACGGAGAGGCCCACGAAGAGGAAUAUGAGGACGGGGAUGGAACAAGCAGCACAACUGGAUCCAUCAGCUCCAAAGAGGACGAGUCAGGUGAGUCGAAGUUAUUGUGCUUUUUCAACAAAUUUAAAGUUAGAAAUGUAGGGAUUGACGAGUAA